AGCUUCUCCUGGGCCGGCGCCAUGAGGCCUGGGCCCGCUCUCCUCCUUCUGGGCCUGGGCCUGAGCCUGAGCCUCGGCCGCCUCCCGCUGCCGCCGGCUUCUCGCGGGACACAAGCCGCCGUCCUCGGGGCGCCCGGGGGCCUCCUCAGGGGCGCCCCGGGCCUCGGGGUGCGCGGCGGCCGCGCCCUCCUCAGUCUGCGGCCCAGCGCGGUGCGGCCGGGCGGCGCUGUCCUGAGCGGCCGCGGCAGCCUCUGCUUCCCCCGUGGCGGGGCCGGGCGGCGCCGGUACUGCCUCGACUUGCGCGUCCUGCUCAGCGCCCAACGCCUGCCCCGGCCGGCCGCGCCCGCGCCCGCGCCCGCGCUCGUCGACCUGCAGCUCUCGGCGCGCGGAGGCCGCCUCUCCCUGACGUGGUCCGCGCCGCUGCCGCGCUCGCCCGGGCGCCUGGCCUGGGCCUUCCGCCUGCGGCUGCUCGGACCCGGCGCCGCCCACCCGGCCUCCUCGGCGGCCCGCGUCUCCCCGCGCUCCGCCGCGCCCGGCCCGCGGCCCCAGCCGGGCUUCGUGGCCCGCACCGAGUGCCCCACAGACGGCCCCGCGCGCGUGAUGUUGCAGGCCGUCAACUCGUCCAGCCACAGAGCCGUCGAGUCGUCCGUGUCCUGUCAGAUGAACGCCUGCGUCAUCCAGCGCGUGAGGAUCAACACGGACCAGAGGGGCGCCCCCGUGCGCCUGAGCAUGAAGGCGGAGGCCACCAUCAACGCCUCGGUGCAGCUGGACUGCCCGGCCGCGCGCGCCAUCGCCGAGUACUGGCAGGUGUUCUCCGUGCCCGCCGUGGGCCACGCGCCCGACUGGACGCAGCCCUUAGAUCUGCCCCAGCUCGAGAUCAGGAACAGCCCCUUGUUCAUUCACAUCCCCAGCAAUUCGUUACAGUGGGGAGUGUAUGUGUUUAAUUUCACGGUGUCCAUCACCACAGGGAACCCCAAGAUGCCCGAGGUGAAAGACUCGGACGCCGUCUAUGUCUGGAUCGUCAGGAGUUCCCUGCAGGCGGUGAUGCUUGGCGAUGCCGACAUAACAGCUAAUUUCGCAGAGCAGCUGAUUCUGGACGGGUCCACGUCCUCGGACCCAGAUGCGGACAGCCCGUUACAGGGACUCCAGUUCUUUUGGUACUGUACCACAGAUCCCAGAAACUACCGUGGGGAUCGAAUAAUCCUGGGGAGCAAGGAAGUCUGUCACCCCGAGCAGGCCAAUCUGAAGUGGCCCUGGGCCUCGGGCCCUGUGCUGACACUUUUGCCAGAAACACUUAAAGGCGACCACGUGUAUUUCUUCAGAAUGGUGAUUCGGAAGGACUCCAGGACAGCGUUUUCUGAUAAGAAGGUCCACGUGCUCCAAGGACCAAAAGCCAUAGCACACAUCACAUGUAUCGAAAAUUGUGAGAGAAACUUCAUUGUCUCUGAUAGAUUUUCUUUGUUCCUAAAUUGCACAAAUUGUGCAAGCCGUGAUUUCUAUAAAUGGUCAAUUUUGUCUUCUUCAGGUGGUGAGAUGCUAUUUGAUUGGAUGGGGGAAACUGUAACAGGAAGGAAUGGUGCUUAUCUGUCUAUAAAAGCUUUUGCUUUUCGGCAUUUUUUGGAAGCUGAGUUUUCGAUUUCUCUGUAUCUAGCAUGUUGGAGUGGAGUGACCUCGGUCUUCAGGCAUUCUUUUAUUAUUAACCAUGGCCCUCAGAUCGGAGAAUGCAAAAUUAAUCCAGCUAAAGGAAUUGCACUUAUUACUAAAUUUGUUGUCCAGUGUAGUAAUUUUAGGGAUAAGCACGUCCCUCUUACAUAUAAAAUAAUUGUUUCUGAUUUGCACAGUGUUGGUGAAAUCAGUUCAGUAAAAGAGAACACCCUGGGGACCAUCCUGUACUUGGGGCCUCAGUCCACAGCACCCCCUUCCUUUCUCCCUGUUGGUAUGUUGGCUAAUCAAUAUGCCUUGAAGAUAUAUGCCCAGGUCUAUGACUCUCUAGGAGCUUUUUCUCAGGUGACUUUGCAUGCCACCGCACAGGCUCCCACUGACAAAAAUUCAUCAAAGGCUGUGUUGAACCAGUUACUCAGUUUCACCAUGGGACCAAGUUCAUUGCUGUCUACUUUGAUUCAAAAGCACGAUUUUUUACCUGCAGGUUACUUACUGUAUAUAGUAGCUUCCGUUUUGAAUAACAUGAAAACUGAAUUACCUCUCCAAGAUGACAGAGUCAAACUCCGAAAACACCUCGUCGAUCAGUCUUUCCUUCUUCCUGUAAGCACUUUGGUAGAAAUUGGCCAGGUAGUCAUGACUAUUACCAAAUUAACCCAGAAACCCUCUGAAUUCACUUGGGAUGCUCAGAAACGUGCCACCAUGAGGGUAUGGCAAGCAAAUCAAGCCCUGCAAGAAUAUCAACAAAAAGAUAAACGCUUUCGAUCUGAACAAAUAGAAAUCGUGAGCACUGGAAUACUCAUGAGUUUGUCUAAUAUUCUUAAAAUGGCUUCUCCUCACCAAGUAGUUAAAGAUCCUUUCUAUGUAAUAGAAUCUCUAUCAGACACAAUACUGGCUAAUAAAGUGCCAGGGAACAAAACCACCUCAAUGAGAACCCCCAAUUUCAACAUGUAUGUCAAGAAAGUUGAAAAGUGGGGUGUUACCCAGGUCUUCAGAAAUGAGAAACACUGCAGAAAUUGUUUUUAUCCAACACUCAAUGUGAGCAGUGUUCCUGGUCUGUCUGCAAAUGGUCCCAUUUCUACAAUGUUUUGUGAUUUCACAAAUGACCCCUUUCCUUGGUUAAAUGAUCAGGAAAACACUUCGGUGGAGGUGUUUGGAUUCAGAAUGACAGGAGUUGCAGAUAACGGUAGUGUGCUAGAGAUCACACCUGACGUAGCGGAAGUGUACCUUGUCAGGAAAAACUUGACCUUUGCAGCUUUUAAUCUCACAGUGGGACCCAACAGAGAGGUUGAUGGGUCCUUGAAGAAGACGACAGGUGGGUUUAGCUUUCAAGUGGACAGCAGAGUGCUUAGGGAGGUUCUGGUCCACAUAGUAACAGAAGUGAUGGUGCUGUUCACAGUGUUGGUGUACACAGGCAGUCAGAUCACUCCUACAGCGCUGGUCGCCACCUUCCUGGUGCCUCAUGACAUCCCUCCAGUUGCCAGCCAGAGUGCCCUGUUUGACCCAGCCUGCACAGUGAAGAAGGCCCGUGUAGUCUGCCUCCCUGUCUCCCUGCUGCAACUCAUAGCUCAGCACAGCCACUCUCCCCACUGUACUGUAUCCAUAGUUCUUCAGGCACCUCGUUUUGUCAUGAAGCUCAAUGACAAGCUAGUGAGAAUUUCUAUUUUCAGCGUCCAGUGCUUAGACAUGUAUGGGAUCCAGAGUGAAUGGAGAGAGGGUUACUGCGUUCUUGGUGAGAAGACCAGCUGGCAUGAGGUGCACUGCAUCUGCAAGAAUGUAGUGAGGGCUAGGCGGCAGCUGGGCACAAUCGGACUCACCAGCAUUCACCUGCAUACCCACUAUGUGAUGGCCAAGGUGAUUGUGAUCCCUAAUCCUGUGAAUCUACGGUUAAAUAUCAUCAAGAGCCUUCACCAAAACCCCGUGACCCUCUUCACUGUGCUUUUCAUUAUUCUCUUAUACAUGGUCCUAGCUUUCUGGGCUUUAUACAGGGAUGAAAUAGAUCAGCAUCUUCGGGGGCAUGUGAUAGUUCUACCAGAUAAUGAUCCUUAUGAUAAUUUAUGCUACUUGGUGACUAUUUUUACAGGAAGUCGUUGGGGGUCUGGGACCAGGGCCAAUGUCUUUGUGCAACUUAGAGGAACUGUGAGUACCAGCGACGUGCACUGUUUAAGCCAUCCACAUUUUACAACUCUCUACCGAGGUAGCAUCAACACUUUCCUCCUAACGACAAAAAGUGACUUGGGGGACAUCCAUUCCAUCCGUGUGUGGCACAACAACGAGGGUCGAUCGCCUAGCUGGUAUUUAAGUAGAAUCAAAGUGGAAAAUCUGUUUAGCAGGCACAUUUGGCUGUUCAUAUGCCAGAAAUGGCUUUCUGUUGAUACCACUUUGGACAGAACAUUUCAUGUUACCCAUCCAGAUGAGCCUCUGACCAGAAAAGACUUUUUCUUUAUAGAUGUGAGUAGUAAUCUCCAGAAAAACCACAUGUGGUUCUCUAUUUUUGCUAGUGUUGUUGCUAAAACAUUCAGUAGGCUCCAGAGAUUGUCCUGUUGUUUAGCAAUGUUGCUUAGCUCUCUUCUUUGUAACAUUAUGUUCUUUAAUCUAAAUAGACAAGAACAAACUGAGUCAAGAGAGAGGAAGUACAUGAGAUCAAUGAUGAUAGGAAUUGAAAGUGUCUUAAUUACAAUCCCUGUGCAAUUAUUAAUAACUUUUUUGUUCACCUGUUCCCAGAGGAAACCUCAAGCAGAUCUAAAGGAGGUAUCUCCUCAAAAGCAUCCUCUAAUGUCAGAAGCAAGUGAGCACUGGGAAGAAUACAUGAGAAAGUGGCAUGCUUACGAAAUGGCUAAGGUGCACCCCAGGGAGGUUGCAAAACCUGCAUCUAAAGGAAAGCCCAGGCUUCCAAAGGCUUCUCCUAAGGCAACCUCCAAACCCAAGCACAAGCAUAGGAAAGCACAAAUCAAGACCCCAGAGACCCUCGGGCCAAAUACAAAUUCCAGUAACAGCAUAGAAGAUGAUCAGGAUGUCCAUUCCGAAAAGCACCCUUCCCAAAAGGAUCUCCAGCAGCUUAAGAAAAAGCCCCGGAUUGUCCUACCUUGGUGGUGUGUUUAUGUUGCAUGGUUUUUGGUUUUUGCUACUUCUAGCAUAUCCUCAUUCUUCAUUGUAUUUUACGGACUGACUUAUGGCUAUGACAAGUCAAUAGAAUGGCUCUUUGCAUCUUUUUGUUCAUUCUGUCAGUCAGUUCUUCUGGUGCAGCCAUCUAAAAUUAUACUCUUGUCAGGCUUCAGAACAAAUAAACCCAAGUAUUGCAAAAACCUUUCAUGGUCAACCAAGUAUAAAUAUACUGAGAUCAGGUUGGAUGGAAUGCGUAUGCAUCCAGAAGAAAUGCAGAGGAUACAUGACCAGAUCGUCCGAAUCCGACGCACGAGGAUGUACCAACCCCUUACAGAAGAUGAAAUCAGAAUAUUCAAAAGAAAGAAGGGGAUCAAGAGAAGAGCACUCCUGUUCCUGAGUUACAUUCUAACUCACUUUAUCUUUCUAGCCCUUCUGUUGAUCCUUAUCGUCCUACUACGUCACACUGACUGCUUUUACUAUAACCAGUUUAUUCGUGAUCGGUUCUCUAUGGAUCUUGCUACUGUGACUAAGCUGGAAGACAUCUAUAGAUGGCUAGACAGCGUGCUGUUGCCUUUGUUACACAAUGACCUGAAUCCAACAUUUCUUCCUGAAAGCUCAUCUAAAAUCCUUGGCCUUCCAUUGAUGAGGCAAGUGAGAGCAAAAUCUAGUGAAAAAAUGUGUCUACCUGCCAAAAAGUUUGUGCAAAACAGCAUCAGAAGAGAAAUUCAUUGUCAUCCCAAAUAUGGCAUUGACCCAGAAGAUACAAAAAACUAUUCUGGCUUUUGGAAUGAAGUUGAUAAGCAGGCUAUAGACGAGAGUACCAAUGGAUUUACUUAUAAGCCUCAAGGAAAGCAAUGGCUAUAUUAUUCCUAUGGACUACUACACACCUAUGGAUCUGGAGGAUAUGCACUCUAUUUUUUUCCAGAACAGCAGCGGUUUAAUUCCACACUGAGGCUCAAAGAACUUCAAGAAAGCAAUUGGCUGGAUGAGAAGACAUGGGCUGUGGUUUUGGAAUUAACGACUUUUAAUCCAGAUAUAAAUUUGUUCUGUAGCAUUUCAGUCAUAUUUGAGGUCUCUCAGUUAGGAGUUGUCAACACAAGCAUAUCUCUGCACUCUUUUUCACUUGCUGAUUUUGACAAAAAAGCUUCAGCAGAAAUCUACUUGUAUGUGGCCAUUCUCAUUUUUUUCUUAGCCUACGUUGUUGAUGAGGGUUAUAUCAUUAUGCAAGAAAGAGCCUCCUAUGUGAGAAGUGUGUAUAAUGUGCUCAACUUUGCUUUAAAGUGCAUAUUUACUGUGCUGAUUGUGCUCUUUCUCAGGAAACAUUUCCUGGCCACUGGCAUAAUUCAGUUUUACUUGUUGAACCCUGAAGACUUCAUUCCCUUUCAUGCGGUUUCUCAGGUAGAUCACAUCAUGAGGAUAAUUUUGGGUUUCCUGUUAUUUCUGACAAUUUUGAAGACCCUCAGUUAUUCCAGAUUCUUCUACGAUGUGCGCCUGGCUCAGAGGGCCAUCCAGGCUGCCCUCCCCGGCAUCUGCCACAUGGCAUUUGUUGUGUCCGUGUAUUUCUUCGUAUACAUGGCUUUUGGUUACCUGGUGUUUGGUCAGCAUGAAUGGAACUACAGUAACUUGAUUCAUUCCACUCAGACAGUAUUUUCCUAUUGUGUCUCAGCUUUCCAGAACACUGAAUUUUCCAAUAACAGGAUUCUGGGGGUCCUGUUCCUCUCAUCGUUCGUGCUGGUGAUGAUCUGCGUCUUGAUCAACCUAUUUCAGGCUGUAAUUCUGUCUGCAUAUGAGGAAAUGAAGCAGCCCGUGUAUGAGGAACCAUCAGAUGAAGUGGAAGCAAUGACCUAUUUGUGCCGUAAGCUGAGAACCAUGUUCAGCUUUCUGACCUCGCAAUCUAAGGCCAAAGAUGAGCCUGAGUUCUUUAUUGACAUGCUGUAUGGGCAGCCAGAGAAGAACAGACGCCGUUAUCUGGGGCUGAAGACCAGAAACAUCAAUGGGAAGAAAAUGGUUUACCUUGUUGUUUGAUGAAUGAUGGUUUCAUGAGUCACAAGCAAGCAUUCCCCCAAAUGCUGAGUCUGUGGGAUUAAGGGGAUUAGGGAGUGUCAGUGGCUUAGUCAUGCCUUCUACUCAUGUCCUUCACAAGGCAUAUCCCCUACAUUUGGAAGAAUCCCCAAUCUUGACCUCUGCUCUUGGGAGUGUAAAAGCUGGAGUGUAGUGUAGCAUCUGGGGAGACAGCAGGAUCACAGUGUGGGAUUCCUGGACUGAUUUCCCUUUAGAGGAGUUAUGUGACUCCCCGUACAAGGGCAACCCUGUUUCUUUGGUGCCUGCAGUUUAGAGAAGGCAGAGCCACUGGUUUUGAGAACCAGAUUUGAGAGAGGGACCUGGCCAGGGUGGAGCAUUGUCUGGGUGUUUCUGUGCUUGACCCAUGCUGGAAGCUAAUGGCCUGUUGCUCCUGACAGAGCCCCAAACUCCUCGGCCUCACUGGGAGGCCCCUUUGUAGACCAGGGCUCCCCUCCUUUUGUUCCCCCUGGGCUUAGGGCCUUGUGGGGAGUUCCAGGUCUUGCUUCAUGCUUGGGAAUGCAGAAGUGGCGCUUCUCAUUUAUUCUUAAAGCUACUGGUAGUUAAAGUAAAAUUCAGUAACAUUUUCUGACCAAGAGACAUGUUUUGUUAAACAACAAAAAGGUGCAUAUGGGUUCACAUUGAAAUACGUCUAUAUGCUGAAUAUAGCAACAUAUGCAUCUAAGAUUUGGGCAUUUGGUUAUUCAUGGGGUGCUGGACUAUUUAGGAAUAAGGAAAAUGUGGUUUAUCACUUAAGAGAAACAAGGGCUGGUAGCUGUACUAUUUUCACUCAGAAGCAUGUUCAUUUAUGUAGAUGCCACUUUAAGCUUUAUGAGAAUUAAAUGUGAGAUUUCUUCUUUGA
This is a messenger RNA of Pongo pygmaeus (Bornean orangutan), 7684 nucleotides long. RefSeq names its product polycystin family receptor for egg jelly (gene PKDREJ). Gene Ontology annotation, molecular function: protein binding; calcium ion binding; calcium channel activity. The coding region runs from base 22 to 6789 and encodes 2255 amino acids. The record is from RefSeq and is a predicted model, not a curated record. NCBI's taxonomy places the organism in Eukaryota, Metazoa, Chordata, Mammalia, Primates, Hominidae. Gene Ontology annotation, cellular component: membrane. Gene Ontology annotation, biological process: detection of mechanical stimulus. The transcript has a single exon.